UGCUCGUGCUUUGUCUCUGUCUUUCAAAAAUAAACAUAAAAGAAUAUUUUAACGAAUACGGUUUUCUUGUCUUUGGGGGCAUGAGUAACAGUUGCGCUUUUCUCUCCUUUCGUUUUUCUAAGCUUCCUUUUUGCAUGGUCUUCGUCUCCCCCAGGUUCGGCGUCUGCAGCUGGCCUCAGCUUGUCUAGAUCGUCUAGAUCGUCCAGAUCUUUCCAGGUGGCGGGCUUCCCGGGAGUACUCUUGCUCAGGGCCAGGGCCCGGGGCGGGUUGGUCUGUGGUGACACUGGGGGGUGCGCCCCUGCCUCCGGUGCCCUGGUGCUACCCCUCUGCCUCGCCCCCCCUUCUCCGCCUCCCAGCCUACCGGUGAGCAGUGGGGAAGGUCCUGGGGCCUCCGGCUUCCUGGUCUCUGGGCUCCCGGUGUGGCUGUGUCACAUCCGGCACCCCAGGAUCUGCUCUCCGGUUCUAGAACUCUGGCACUGCUGUCUCAGCUCUGCUCACGUCCCUUGCUCACCGGGUCAUUAGGGUUUAGAGGUCAGGGGCCUCCAGUCCGCCCGCCAUCUGUCACCCACUCUGGCCUGGCCUUUUUUCCCAAGUGUUCGUAACUUAACUGAGAUGGUGCUCCAUUUCGUGUCCUUUUCCUCGAUUCCCUUACGGUACAUUUCCUCGUGCGCAGGAAAACUGCGAACUGUUCGCGAUGGCUGCUUACGCUACGGUCCGCUGAAGUGUUGCUGGCCUUGACUCUUUAGCUUCUGUCCCUUUUGGAACGUUAAGGACGAUGUGGUGGGGCGCCUGGGCGGCUCAGUUGGCUAAGCCUCCGACUCUUGGUUUCGGCUCAGGUCACGAUCUCCCAGUUCAUCAGCUCAAGUUCCGCAUCGGGUUCUGCGUCGGGCUCUGCGCUGUCAGCACGUAGCUUUCUUGGGGUAUUCUCUCCGUCACUGCCUGUCUCAAAAGAAGUCAAUUUAAAAAAAAAAAAAAAAAAAAAAGGAUGAUGCUAAAACGGACCUCCUGAUAGCACUUCAGCUCUGCGGCGUGUGUCCUUGGGAGAGAAUCCCUGCCCGGCAGUUUCAGGCAGGAAGCUGAAGCCGUAGAGGGGUGGCUCUCAGAGGGAGAGGAAGGUCAUUCUAGUCGUUUACCUUAAUCAACCUGGACGCCGAGUCCCGAUUGCCCUCGGGGUGGGCCCAGCCACCGCCACCUGCCCUCAGCAAGCCCCCUGGCGGCUCCUGGGCCCGCAGUGCCUGCCUCCACUGCCCCCACGUGGGAGAAAACGGCGGAGGGUAGACAGGACAGAGCUGUAAACUAAGACCGAGCAGGAGAGACCGACCCCGAGGUCGCAGAGGCUGGGGGACGGUCGCCUAGCAGGGCUGCAGGGCCGCGGGGCAGACUCGGCCUUGCAGCGUGGCCCAGUCAGGCCCUUUGUGCCGCCUUGGCCUCCCCUCCGUGGACGGGCUCGGGCCCCGAGCUCUGGAGGAGGACUCCGUGGUCAGAGUGCAGGGAGGAGCCCACGUUGCGCAGGGAGGAAGGUGAGCUGCCUUCUGGGCGGUGGCGAGCAGGGGGCGCCUCCUCUGGCUCAGGGGCCUGUGGCGCUGAGCCCUCCCAGGAGAGCCCGCACCGUGGUGACCGGUAGUCGUUGAGGACAAAAGUCUCAGAGCCUUCUUUCGGCCCGAGUUUCUGAGUAAAGACCUUUCCCUGGAAAGCAGCGUUGGCCUUGGGCGCGGUCCUGCCCCUCCUUCCAGAGGGUGCUCACGGGCACGGGUGGUGAAUAAGCCGGGAUCUUCUCUUCACAGCUGGCUGGAGGAGGGCUCACCUUGGUGGGCACUGCCCCGUGCACAUUGCCCUGCCCUCCCCUCCCCACCGGCUCACCCCUCCCUGCUCCCACUAGGCCCUCCUCCCCCUUGUGCUUCCUUCCAUCGCCUCCUCCCGGGUCUCCCCGGACUCUCCCGGGCGCUGCCCCCGACGUGGCCGUCCUGGAAAGCUGGCUGUGGUAGGCCUUUGUGGUGCCCCGCAGGGCUGCGAGCUGCCUCGCCCGGGCGGGACUGCCUGCCUGGCCUCUCCAGACAGAGACCCGGCGGCCCAGCAUCCCUAACGUAGACUCUGGGCCCACCCUAGCUGGACAGAUGCGCUGUGGUCACGGGCCCUAGAAAAUGAUGCUGGACGAGAACCACCACCUGAUCCAGUGUAUCCUGGACUACCAGAGCAAGGGCAAGACGGCCGAGUGCACCCAGUACCAGCAGAUCCUGCACCGGAACCUGGUCUACCUGGCCACGAUCGCGGAUUCUAACCAGAACAUGCAGUCCCUGCUGCCCGCCCCGCCCACCCAGAACAUGAACCUGGGCCCCGGAGCGCUGUCCCAGAGCGGCUCCAGCCAGGGCCUGCACUCCCAGGGCAGCCUCAGUGAUGCCAUUGGCACGGGCCUGCCCCCGUCCUCCCUCAUGCAGGGCCAGAUCGGCAACGGUCCGAACCACGUGUCCAUGCAGCAGACGGCACAGAGCACGCUGCCCACCACCUCCAUGAGUAUGUCGGGCAGUGGCCACGGCACGGGGCCCGGCUACAGCCACUCGGGACCCGCCUCGCAGAGCGUGCCCCUGCAGGGCCAGGGCGCCAUCGGCAACUAUGUGUCCCGGGCCAACAUCAACAUGCAGUCCAACCCAGUGUCCAUGAUGCACCAGCAGGCGGCCUCGUCCCACUACAACUCGGCGCAGGGCGGGAGCCAGCACUACCAGGGCCAGUCGUCCAUCGCCAUGAUGGGCCAGAGCGGGCAGGGGAGCAGCAUGAUGGGGCAGCGGCCCCUGGCGCCCUACCGGCCCUCCCAGCAAGGCUCGUCCCAGCAGUACCUGGGCCAGGAGGAGUACUACGGAGGCGAGCAGUACGGACACGGCCAGGCCGCCUCGGAGCCCAUGAGCCAGCAGUACUACCCUGACGGACACGGAGACUACGCCUACCAGCAGUCGUACACGGAGCAGAGCUACGACCGGUCCUUCGAGGAGUCCACGCAGCACUACUACGAGGGCGGGAACUCGCAGUACAGCCAGCAGCAGGCGGGGUACCAGCAGGGCGCAGCCCAGCAGCAGGCCGGGUACCAGCAGCAGUACCCCAACCAGCAGAGCUAUCCCGGGCAGCAGCCGGGCUACGGGCCUGCCCAGGGAGCCGCCUCACAGUACUCCGGGUACCAGCAAGGACAAGGCCAGCAGUACGGAAGCUACAGGGCAUCUCAGACGGGCCCGUCCGCCCAGCAGCAGCGGCCUUAUGGCUAUGAGCAGGGCCAGUAUGGAAAUUACCAGCAGUAAGGGACAAGCGUUCUUGGUAGAGCCUUGUGGUGGCAUGUCCCCUGGGGAUGGUUGGGCCGGUGGCAGUUCUGGUGAACUCUGACCUCUUGACUGCCCCUCCGCCCCACGCAGCGUCUGCAUGUGAAGCGUGCACGUUUCAUCUGGGUACGAUGCCAAGGGUGCACCGCUGGCGAGAGACGGCGCUUUGAUGGUGUGACAUAUCCGGUGCUGUGUAUAGUAUUGUACGUCCAUACGACGGGGAGGUUGUCUCUUUUGUCCCCCUCCCCCUUGAUGUUUCUAGCUAGCUUUAGGGGUCCUGUUGUCACCAGAGUAUUCUGUGCCCAGCAAUGGGACACAUCUACCAGAUGCCAUAGUCCGUGUGUUCACACAAGCAGGCCUCGGGUCUGCUCCUCCUCACGCAGUUGUCGUCAUGUGGGUUGUAAACUUGUCUUUCACUGGCCACACCGCAGCUGGACACGCGCGCACAGCCCCUGGGUGGCAGCCUCUCCCUGUGCCUCGAUGGCGGGGGAGGGCAUCUUCUGUGUUUUGGGUCAGUUUCUGGUACGCAGCGGAAAGUAUAAACGUGCUUCGUUUGGGGAGGCUGCGAAUAGCCCUUGCCAGGCUCGUGCGCUCCCUGUGUCUCUCGCCAAUUGUGUUUAUCCAAAAUGUUUUAUGUUUUUGUAUAAAGAGUAAAGAGGGAUCAACGAGUAUAUUCCAGAUAAACGUACGAUUAGCCUGACCCAGGGAAGGAAAGAGGGUAGUUCUUUAAAAUGACUGGCCUUGGCCCUUAUUUAUCUGACGGUCAGUUCUGGGAUUUGGAUAUUUGAUAUUGCCCUGUUCUGAAUUGAGAAUUUAAAAUAUUUAUACCAAAAUUUCCAAACGGUUGGCAAGUAUUUUCUUUUAUAUUCUUUUCUUCCAGGACCUGCUUAUCCAGCUCUCUAAGCAAGUGUUCCUUUUCUUUUAGAGAUAUCUGAAAUUCACACCUUAUUUUCAAAAAGAACCCCACAAAUUUGACUGUGUUCUUCCCAAGGAAAAGGAUUCAUAUAGGGAAAUUUGAGUAAAUUUUACAUUCCUAGAACAUCAAAUCCCAUUUAAGCUCUCAAGCAUUAUACACAGCUCACUUGGAAAAGCAUAGUAAAAGGAAACCUUCUGUUUCACUAAUUAGUAAUACAAACAUUCUGUCAGCUUUUACCUGGAUAAUAGUAUCCAUGUGAAUACUUUAAAAACAUAUUUGGAUAAAUGCUGACACACUUCCAAGAACAACCAAGAAAAUGCAAAAAAAUAUCCAAUUCUUUACACACCAGGUCUACUGACGAUGGUGUUUUUAAAUUGAUAAGUUUCGCGUUUUAAAAGUCUACAAUAGUCCUUCAUCCGGAGGUGUUGAAUGGCUUACAGUUUACAAGGCAUUUUAUGCUGUUUUUGUUUUGUUUUCUUUUGUUUUGUUGCUUGAAUGAAUCGUGACAGUCCACACUGGGAAAUACGGAGGCAAUUACUGCUCCCAUUUUACAGAUGAAGAACGGAGGUGCAGAUUAAAGAUUGCCCCAGAUGAGUACCAGUCCUGUUCUAGCAUAUUUUCCCCUCUUCUGUGGGGACAGAAUCACACGUACAUUGGGAUAGGAGUGUCUAUUUUAUAGGCAUAUGGGUUUUAAAAACUCUUAACGCUGGUAAGGGCUUAAAGAUACGUACUCUAUUAAAUUACUGAAAGAGAGUUCGUAGUUGCUAAAUGACACAGACAUGAGUAAUUUCAUUUAGGGAGGUGUCUCCCUCGAUUUUGUCCUGUUCUUUCCUGACAGUUUUCAUAGAACUGACUUGCAAACUCCAUCGGGAACUAAAAUUUCCCACUGAAAACGUUACACAUUUUAGAUAACUGUGAAAGUGGUUUCAUUUUUAUUCCUUGCCAAUCUGCGAAUAUGCCUUUUAUGUGUGUGUGUUUUUUUAAGUGCUGUAUUACUACUUUUUGAAAGGAAAGGACACUUACACUUAUCCCAGAACUUCAAUCUGAAAUGUCUUACAUUAAGAAUUUCUUGAAUGUUGUGUAUAUAUUUUAAAAAGCACUUUGUGAAAUAGUUUGUACAUUUAUUUCCUAAUUUAUACAUGAUUUGGGGUAUUAAUAUAUUUACUGAUUAAUAACGGAAUGUUUAUUUAAUGUCUCGUCCGUUUUUGUGUGCUGUUGUGGGGAAGAGGUGGUGCCAGCAGUUCUGUAUCAUUAAACCUAUUACAUCUUCUCUUCUGUAACAUGUUUGCAAAGCUUAGGCUAAAGUGAGUUGUUCGUGCAGUGUGGUCGAUGGUGCUUUGUUUUUUAUGACUCCUUCCACAGAAGGCCAGUGACGAUGCAAAGGACGCUCGGAACGUGAUGCUCAUUCUUCCUCCCAAUUGUCCCCGAGCCACAGCAGGUCUCGGACCUGAGAGACGCCCGCGGCGUCCAGAAGUGCACGUGAACACGGCGGCACGCGGAACCUCACCCCCGUUAGAGUUUGCCGUGCAGCCACUGGCUAGUGGGGACCUGGGCUGCUGGAAGGUUCCGGGGGUGGGGGGGGGGGCAGCCUCAGGACCGCUGGGCUGCGAGGGCCCAAGCCUCAGGGCCGCCGGUGUUUGCGGGAACAGGUGGUCUGAGUGCGGGCGUCUGUUCAGAGCUGCACAGGAGGAAGAUGUUUCUGUUCCCCUCUCGAUUUGUUGCGCUGUUACUUCAUUUCUAGUAACGGAACAGGUCAAAUUCGUCUUAUUUGUGAGCACGGUACAUUUUCUGAAAAACAUCCUAUCAGUUCAGUUUUUUCCGGUCGGGAGUUUGGCGCAUAUAAAUUGCUUAUGAUUUGGUGUAAUGUAUGAAUAAACUGGUUCUUCAAAACCACCCUAA
Molecule: messenger RNA, 6117 nt
Organism: Leopardus geoffroyi (Geoffroy's cat)
Lineage: Eukaryota; Metazoa; Chordata; Mammalia; Carnivora; Felidae
Gene: SS18L1
Product: SS18L1 subunit of BAF chromatin remodeling complex
Exons: 11
Coding region: 2142-3284 (380 amino acids)
Biological process (GO): positive regulation of dendrite morphogenesis; positive regulation of transcription by RNA polymerase II
Cellular component (GO): nucleus
Molecular function (GO): transcription coactivator activity
Source: RefSeq, a predicted model, not a curated record